Messenger RNA from Trichoplusia ni (cabbage looper), 2294 nucleotides. RefSeq lists its product as uncharacterized. The record is from RefSeq and is a predicted model, not a curated record. Lineage: Eukaryota; Metazoa; Arthropoda; Insecta; Lepidoptera; Noctuidae. The coding region runs from base 1 to 1314 and encodes 437 amino acids. The transcript has 3 exons.
AUGUCUUCUGGUGACGAGAGCAGACCUUCAUCACCAAGUUUAUUACAAAAUAUACACCGUGCCAAGAGAAUUAAGUUCUCAGUUGAACCUGUGAAAGUGACCUGUGUGUGUGAAGGAGUGAAAACAGAAAUGAUAUCAAAGCAAACACAGGUAACGACUGAGGAUAUUGCAACCUCAAAUAUGAACCAGCGCAGUAUAUGGGACAAAGACGAAUUAAAAUGUGAAGUUUCACAUUUACCUAAUGUGGGUUUCGAAGAAGAGCCAAAGGACCCACGCAAUAAGGCAUUCGCAAGAUUGGUCGCACAUGAAUUAGAUAGUGUACCAGCGGAGAAGCGUUCGAACAGGGAGCCACUUUUAGGGGGUUUUUCGAUUGCAAUAUGUUUACCAUCACAUGCUCCGACACAGUUACUGAAAUUCCACUUCUGCGCAAACUGUUCUGCUGUUUCUUUCCAUUCGGUUUCAGUAGUAGGCAUCUGGAAAAUAAUAAUAAUAAAGGAGAUAAUAAUAAAUACAUAUUUUUAUUUACAGAAUGUAUUAUCAGAUGACGAUAAUGCCAGCGUAGCAACGUCAAGCAACAGUAAAAAAAGAAAAAGAAAGGAAUCGCUAAUAGAAAAACAAGGACAAUUUAUUAACACAGCAGAAAAACUCUUCGAAAACUUGUCGCAAAAAGACGAACAGUGGGAAGUGUUUGGAAGAUCUAUAGCAUAUCAAAUGAAAGAUUUAAAUGAAAAUCAGUUGGUGAUUUGUCAAAAACUUAUAUCAGAUACCAUAUUUUGUGCUAAACUCUGUAAGCUAAAUGAAAAUUCAUACAUUGUAAACCCAUCAAACGAACCCACAUUUCAGCCACAUAAUUUUUAUUCACCUUCGCCAUCAUCCUCACAUUCAUCAUCGUCUACGUUUUUUAACUCAAACUAUCCAGUUCGCCAACAACUGCAAACUUCAAUACAAUCGAAACUUUAUCGGCAACCGGUACCAUCGCCGUCUCACCAAAAGUCACCGUACUAUAAUCAUCCUUCACCAUCUACACCAAAUGAUCAGUCGCACUUCACACAUCAUCAUCAAUCGCCAAUUUAUCCACCGGUACCAUCGCCGUCUCACCAAAAAUCAACGUACUAUAAUCAUCCUUCACCAUCUACACCAAAUGAUCAGUCGCACUUCGCACAUCAACAAGUACAAUUUGAGGUUGACAAUGCUGAUGAAUUUUCACAAAUUGUUACCGAAGAUUUAUCACAAACGUAUUUAUCACUGCCCAAUGUGACAGAAGGUUCUGCAGGAGAAUUAAAAGAUUUUUUGAUAAUCAAUCCUAAAACAUAAAUUAAUAUUUUUAAGAAUUAAAAUGUGACAAUCCACAAGAAAAGGUACCUUAUGGACGAUAGGCUGUUAGGACAUUUUUUAUUAACGUUAGUAAGGAAAUGUCGGGGAAACGUCAUAAGCGCCGUCCCAUAAGGUACCUUUUCCUAUGGACUGUCACAAAUGUUUACCUAACUACUAAAACAAAUAUUCAAAAUAAAUGAUUGUUUUUCUUACCUCUAUGUAGUUUUUUAAGCAUUUGUAAAUAGCCCGACAUGUUUCGGGGAUAAUUCUGGAUAAAAGCGGCUGGGAAAUUAAGCACGUAUAUUUCAAAUCUUGGUAAGUGUUUCCUGAAGCUAGAAAUCUUAAUGUGACUACCAGUCUUUGCCUAGCACUUACACUCUGUCUUAAAAUUGUGUCUUCUUUUUUUAUAUAGGGAGUUACUAAAUUUAAUAAGUAUUCAAACUCCUCCUCUCCCAUUCUUAAAUAAUUUUUAAAGUCCACUGGUUCCAGAGCACUGAGAAUCCUCAUAUUGGAGUGCUUUUCUCUUAAUUUCAAGUAUUGCUUGACCCAGAUCCUUUUCCUCUUCUUUUUUUCUUCUAUAAUAUUCAAAGAUGCAACUGCCAAAGCCACCGCAAUCAUUGUUUUUUUAAUGGUUUAGAUAAAACUGGUGCCAUGAUACCCCGCGUCUCUAACGAAUGUCCUCGACAAUACGUCUCUAUCCGCGCGCGUUCAAAUGCAUACUGUACACAGAGAAUGAGGGAGCCGGUAUUCAGUGCAGUGUAAUAAAUCGACGCCCUUGCAAGUGGCCAGGCCUUCCUAACUACCAGGCUCUGAAUACCGUGUAGUGUAAUAACCGUUUUAGCAUGUGUAUUCUGUGAAUGUUUGGAUUGUAACUUAUAAGCCACUCAAAAACUGGUAAUAAGUGUGCCCAUACUGCCAUUCAGUGGCGUGCACAGAGAUUUUAGUCAGGGUAGGCAAAAAGAAACGGCCAAGUGCGAUUC